GUGACAAAAGACCGUUCUUACCUGGAAACGUCCAAAAUCGUUUUCAAUUCACUGACUCGGGAAAUACAGGGAUUAGCAUGGGUCUGCUGUCCAUUUUGAGAAAACUGCGCGCAGCUCCAGAUAGAGAACUCAGGCUGUUACUUCUCGGUUUGGACAAUGCUGGAAAGACAACAAUCCUUAAAAUUUUGGCAUCCGAAGACGUAACGAAUAUAACUCCAACAGCAGGAUUCAAUAUCAAAUCUGUGAUUUCGGAAGGAUUCAAACUAAACGUGUGGGACAUUGGAGGGCAGAGGAAAAUUCGGCCGUACUGGAAGAAUUACUUUGAAAAUACAGAUAUUCUGAUUUACGUCGUAGACUGCGCGGACAGGAAACGACUCGAAGAAACAGGAAUAGAACUCUACGAACUACUCAGUGACGAUAAACUGCGAAACGUACCGCUUCUGGUGUACGCCAACAAACAAGAUCUUCCCGAUUCUUUGUCCGCCGCCGAGUUGGCAAAAACUUUGGGGUUGCCCACCAUCAAAGACCGAGCCUGGCAAAUCCAGGCGUGCACAGCGUCCCAGGGCAUAGGCGUGCGAGAGGGGAUGGAGUGGGUCUGCAAAAGUAUCAAGAAAAAAUAGUCUUCUAGAAGAAGGUCCGUGAAAAUGUUCCACAGAAAGGAUUUCUUGUGGGUGACGAGCUAGUUUUAAUAGUGAAAUCUCAUUUACAUAACGUGUUCGAACGAAAAUAUGUUUUCCACUCAGAAUUUUAUAAAAUUUGUAGUAGGUUCUUGAAUAAAUAUAAUUCAACUUUGA
Leptinotarsa decemlineata (Colorado potato beetle) is the source of this 794-nucleotide messenger RNA. RefSeq names its product ADP-ribosylation factor-like protein 3. Gene Ontology annotation, molecular function: GTP binding; GTPase activity. The record is from RefSeq and is a predicted model, not a curated record. NCBI's taxonomy places the organism in Eukaryota, Metazoa, Arthropoda, Insecta, Coleoptera, Chrysomelidae.